AUGUUCCCCAAUGGCACCGCCUCCUCUCCUCCUUCCUCUCCUAGCCCUAGCCCCAGCAGCUGCAGCGAAGGCGGCGGCAGGGGCCCCGGGGCCGGCGCCACGGACGGCAUGGAGGAACCAGGGCGCAACGCGUCCCAGAACGGGACCUUGAGCGAGGGCCAGGGCAGCGCCAUUCUCAUCUCUUUCAUCUACUCGGUGGUGUGCCUGGUGGGGCUGUGUGGGAACUCCAUGGUCAUCUACGUGAUCCUGCGCUACGCCAAGAUGAAGACGGCCACCAACAUUUACAUCCUUAACCUGGCCAUCGCCGACGAGCUGCUCAUGCUCAGCGUGCCUUUCCUGGUCACCUCCACUCUGCUGCGCCACUGGCCCUUCGGCGCGCUGCUCUGCCGCCUCGUGCUCAGCGUGGACGCGGUCAACAUGUUCACCAGCAUCUACUGCCUGACUGUCCUCAGUGUGGACCGCUAUGUGGCUGUGGUGCACCCCAUCAAGGCGGCCCGCUACCGCCGGCCCACCGUGGCCAAGGUGGUGAACCUGGGUGUGUGGGUGCUGUCGCUGCUUGUCAUCCUACCCAUCGUGGUCUUCUCGCGCACCGCGGCCAACAGCGACGGCACUGUGGCCUGCAACAUGCUCAUGCCCGAGCCCGCCCAGCGCUGGCUGGUGGGCUUCGUGCUGUACACGUUCCUUAUGGGCUUCCUGCUGCCUGUCGGAGCCAUCUGCCUGUGCUACGUGCUCAUCAUUGCCAAGAUGCGCAUGGUGGCCCUCAAGGCCGGCUGGCAGCAGCGCAAGCGCUCGGAGCGCAAGAUCACCCUGAUGGUGAUGAUGGUGGUGAUGGUGUUCGUCAUCUGUUGGAUGCCUUUCUAUGUGGUGCAGCUGGUUAACGUGUUCGCGGAACAGGACGACGCCACGGUGAGCCAACUCUCGGUCAUCCUUGGUUACGCCAACAGCUGCGCCAACCCUAUCCUCUAUGGCUUCCUCUCGGACAACUUCAAGCGCUCUUUCCAACGCAUCCUGUGCCUCAGCUGGAUGGACAACGCCGCCGAGGAGCCUGUCGACUACUACGCCACGGCUCUCAAGAGUCGCGCCUACAGCGUGGAGGACUUCCAGCCUGAGAACCUGGAGUCCGCCGGCGUCUUCCGUAACGGCACCUGCACUUCCCGGAUCACGACGCUCUGA
Molecule: messenger RNA, 1173 nt
Organism: Loxodonta africana (African savanna elephant)
Lineage: Eukaryota; Metazoa; Chordata; Mammalia; Proboscidea; Elephantidae
Gene: SSTR1
Product: somatostatin receptor 1
Exons: 1
Coding region: 1-1173 (390 amino acids)
Biological process (GO): neuropeptide signaling pathway; cellular response to estradiol stimulus
Cellular component (GO): neuron projection; plasma membrane
Molecular function (GO): neuropeptide binding; somatostatin receptor activity
Source: RefSeq, a predicted model, not a curated record